UAGGGAUUCUUUUUGGAACAUUCGUUUUGAUUGGCAGAUGUUGGGGUUAUGAGUGGAGCAAUCAUAUUUAUUCAACAAGAUUUAAAGAUCAGCGAAGUGCGGGUAGAAGUUCUAGUAGGCAUUUUGAGCAUCGUCUCACUUCUGGGUAGCUUAAUCGGAGGAAGAACUUCAGACGCGAUCGGCAGAAAAUGGACAAUGGGUUUAGCCUCCAUCAUCUUCCAAACCGGGGCAGCAAUCAUGGUCGUCGCUCCUUCCUACGUAGUACUGAUGAUGGGCAGAUUUCUAGCCGAGAUCGGAAUCGGCUUCGGCGUCAUGAUCGCCCCCGUCUACAUAGCCGAGAUCUCGCCAACCGCUGAUCGAGGAUCGCUGACGUCAUUCCCGGAGAUUUUUAUAAAUCUGGGAAUCCUUCUCGGAUAUGUCUCGAAUUACGCGUUUUCCGGGUUACCGCCACAUAUAAACUGGCGAGUAAUGCUUGUUGUGGGAAUACUCCCUUCCGUGUUCAUAGCGUUUGCUCUGUGUGUGAUUCCAGAGUCGCCGAGAUGGCUGGUUGUGUAGAAGAGGGUGGAAGAAGCAAAGGCGGUGCUGAUGAAAACGAACGACAGUGAUGCGGAAGCGGAAGAGAGGCUUGCGGAGAUACAGUUAGGUGCUUGGGUGGAGAUCACGAAUGCUGAUAAGUAUGAGGAGAAAUCUGUGUGGCGGGAGCUUUAGAGUCCUCCUCCUCCUCUUGCGAGGAUGCUGAUCACUGGUUUUGGAAUCCAGUGCUUCCAGCAGAUAACAGGUAUUGAUGCAAUGGUUUACUACAGUCCAGAGAUCUUAAAAGCGGCUGGUAUUACUGGCGAGUCAAAACUGCUUGCACGCCUUGCAGCAACGGUUGCAGUGGGGAUCACAAAGACGGCAUUCAUAUUAAUAGCUAUAUUCCUCAUAGACAGAGUAGGAAGAAAGCCACUUUUGUAUGUUAGCACAAUAGGGAUGACGAUUUGCUUGUUUGGAUUGGGGUUCGCCCUUACCUUUCUAAGUAGUCAAGGAUCGCUUGGCAUUCCAGCAUCCAUAUUAUUUGUUUGCGGGAACGUAGCUUUUUUCUCGAUCGGUUUAGGCCCGGUUUGCUGGGUGUUGACGUCAGAGAUAUUUCCGCUGAAGUAUCGAGCUCAAGCAUCCGCAUUGGGAGGGGUAGGUAAUCGGGUGUGCAGUGGGGUGGUUGCUAUGUCAUUCCUUUCUGUGUCGCGGGUAAUCACGGUCGGUGGGACAUUCUUUGUUUUCUCGGCAAUAUCUGCAUCCGUUGUUGCUUUCACAUAUAUACUCCCUCCGUUCCCAAAAAUACUUCCCACUUUCUUUUUUGGGCCGUUCCCAAAAAUUCUUCUCACUUUCCCUUUUUGGACAAUUUGUGUGGCUCACAUUCAUUUUACCUUUUUCUCAUACAACCACAACCACACAUUUCCACUUUAUUCCACUUUCUUAAUAGGCGUGCCAAGUCAAACCGGGAAGAAUUUUUAGGAACGGAGGGAUUACUUGUUCCAGAAACAAAAGGCAAAUCUCUGGAGGAGAUUCAGUUGAUGUUUCAAAACGAACGAGAAGGUGAAACACAACUUGGGGAUGUUGAGCAUCUUGUGCAGAAAGAGUGAGUUUUGGUCAUUUGGGGUUCUCAUUCAAUUACUUUUUUUGAAAGUUUACAGCCAUCUUUUUUUUAUAUCUGAUAUACGAAGUAUGUAGCAGAGAAAUUUAACGAUGUAAUACUUGACAUAGAAAAGGUUGAUGGCUUGAUGUGCUCACGAUACUACGUAGUAUUGAAUAUACUCUUUUUGACACGGACAAUUAUUCUUUUCUUGAUUAGUAAAAGUAAU
Cuscuta epithymum is the source of this 1838-nucleotide messenger RNA. Lineage: Eukaryota; Viridiplantae; Streptophyta; Magnoliopsida; Solanales; Convolvulaceae. The record is from the annotation of a GenBank genome assembly.